Messenger RNA from Trichechus manatus latirostris (Florida manatee), 3497 nucleotides. RefSeq names its product leucine-rich repeat-containing protein 37A3-like. The transcript has a single exon. Lineage: Eukaryota; Metazoa; Chordata; Mammalia; Sirenia; Trichechidae. The record is from RefSeq and is a predicted model, not a curated record.
CCCAAUAUGGAGGUCAAUCCUUCUCCAACCAAACAGAAGACCCCAACUCAGCCCCAGAGCCACCUGAGAAGUUUGUAGCUCAAUUUCCAUUGCCUCAUGAGGUGACAGUUCCACCUACAGGUCAGGUUCACACUCAGCAUUGAAACUUACCCAACAUCACAGUUAAACCUGUGGACCUGGAGCUUACCAUAACUCCAGAACCCAUUAUGGAGGCUGAACAUUCUACAACCCUGCAGAAGAUCACAGCUCCUCCUACAAAGCAAGUCACCAUUCAAACUUUAGACUUGGAGCUUACCAUAUCACCAGAACCCAAUACAGAGGUUGAGUCUACUCCAGCCAAGCAGGAGACUCCAACUCAGCCUCCAGAGCCUUCUAAGGGGGUUGUAGCUCAACAUCCAGCACAUCAUGAGGUGACAGUUCUACCUUCAGGUCAAGGUGAAGUUCAGCAUUGAAACUCGCCCAACGUCACCAUUCAGCCUUUGGACCUGGAGCUUACCAUAUCUCCAGAACCCAAAACAGAGGUGGAACCUUCUCCAGCCAGGCAAGAGACUCCAACUCAGCCUCCAGAGCCACCUGAGGAGGCUGCAGCUCAAUUUCCAGUGCAUCAUGAGGUGACAGUUCCACCUACAGGUCAGGAUCAAGCUCAGCAUUCAGACUUACCCAACAUCACAGUUAAACCUGUGGACCUGGAGCUUACCAUAACUCCAGAACCGAUUAUGGAGGUUGAAUAUUCUACAGUCCCGCAAGGGACUACAGCUUCUUCUCCAGAGCAUCCUGAGGUGACAUUUCCACCUCCAGGUCAGGAUCAAGCUCAGCAUUCAAACUUACCCAACAUCACAGUUAAACCUGUGGACGUGGAGCUUACCAUAACUACAGAACCCAUUAUGGAGGUUGAAUAUUCUACAGUCCCGCAGGAGACUACAGCUUCUUCUCCAGAGUAUCCUCAGGUGAAAUUUCCACCUACAGAACAGGUUCAGGCUCAGCAUCCAAACCUGACUGAAGCUACAGUUCAACCUUUGGACCGGGAACUUACCAUAACUCCCAAAUUCACUUCAAACAUUGAACAUUCUACAGCCCUGCAGAAGACCACACCUACUCCAAAGCAAGUCACGGUUAAGGCUUUGGAUUUGGAGCUUACCAUAUCUCCAGAACCCAUUAUGGAUGUCAAACAUUCUACAGCCCUGCAGAAGACCACAGCUGCCCCAAAACAAGUUACAGUUAAACCUGUGGAUCUAGAGCUUACCAUACCUCCAGAACCCACUAAGGAGAUCGAACAUUCUACAGCCCUGCAGAAGACCACAUCUCCAAAGCCAGUUACAGUCCAACCUUUGGAUCUAGAGCUUACCAUAUCUCCAGAACGCACUAUGGAAGUCAAACAUUGUACAGUCCUGAAGAAGAUCACAUCUCCAAAUGAAGUUACACUUAAACCUUUGGGGCUAGAGCUUACCGUAACUCAGCAACCAGGAUUAUCAGAGGGAGUUAUUUUUCCCCCAGCGGCUCAGCAUUUAUUGGAGUAUUCUAUAAAUUACACCCCAGAAAGGGGGCAAAAAGCUCUAACUUAGCAACAGGAACAGAAUGCCGUCACACAUCACCCCCUAGAAAGGACAGAAAUGGCUCUAACUGAGCGACACGAACAGAAUGCUAUCACACAUCACACCCUUAAAAGGGUGCAAAUGGCUUUAACUGAGCAACCAGAGCAGAAUGCCACCAACGGAAUGAAGACUGGCAUAUGUGAGCUCUGUAUCUGCCAAAACGAAACGCUGUCCUGUACUGGCCUCCCCCCAGAGGCUCCUCAGAGUGCCUGUGCCAGAGCCCAACGAGUACAAUGGCACCUUCACUGUCUUGUAAGAAUUGCCCUUCCUCAUUUGUUCUCUGCACCCUGUUUGACAUGACAGCUUUUUCCCUGAGGUCUUCCUGGGCUUCCUCAUCUUCCCAACUCACGUUGAGCGACUUUCUUGUUUACCUUUUGUUUGUCAACUUUUCCUUGUCCUCAUUCCUCUCCUUACUAUAGUGCCCACUUCUCCAGGCUUUUACUUGUGGUUACCCUUACUAUUUUUCCUGACCCAUUUUUCUUUAGCCCCAUCAUUUCAUGCCUUAACCUCUGUUCUCUUCCCAAUUUUGCUCCAUCCUCUUUCCAGGAUCAUGUUCAACUUUCCAUCGCAUUGGUGAUGAUACAACAAAGUGAUUAAAGAGAGAGAUUUUGGAGCCAAACUGCCUGGGUUUGAACCUAGCUCUGUGACUCAGUUUCCUCAUCUGUAAAAUUACUAUCUCAUAGGAUUGUUGUGAGAUUUAAAUAAGUUCAUAUAUGUUAAGCAUUUAUAUAAGCACUUAGCAUAUGUCAAUGUUAGCUAUUAUAAUUUUAUUCCAUGGUUAGGUCCAGGCUUCAUCUUUGUCCCUGGCCUUCUAUGUCUAGCACCUGUUAAUAUGCCCAAUCCAGGGCUAGGUACUGUAGGAGCCACAGAAGUAUGAGACAUUAGCCUGUUAACAUAACAAUGAUAGAUGGGAGAAAAAUAAUGUACAUGAAAAGGGAAGUGGUGCAUAAUUAAGUACUAAAAGAGAUGGAGACCAUAGGUGCCCUAAUUCACCAGAAUCCAUAAUCACCUACAUGUGGAGGACAGAGAAAGCUACAGGGACAAGAUAAAACUUUAGCUUAAAGAGUGACUGAAACCAAAACCCACUGCCGUUGAUUCCGACUCAUUGAGACCCUAUAGGACAGAGUAGAACUGCCCCACAGGGUUUUCAAGGAGUGGCUGUAGUGGUUUCGAACUGCUGGCCUUUUGGUUAGCAGGCAAGCUCUUAACCACUGCACCACCAGGGCUCCUAAGAGUGACUAGGAUUUGCUAAAUCGAGAAAAAUAGGGAAUACAGCCUAGGCAAAGGCAUGGCUGCAGGAAUGACCAGGAUUUAGUAGACCAGUGUGGCUACAAAGCAAUGAAAGAUAAGAUUUUGAAAAACCUUGAAUAUCAACUAUAGAGGUUUGAAAGUUACACUAUGAGCUAUGGAGCGCCAUUGAAAGUUUUCAAGCAAGAGAGAGAAAUUAUUAAAACAGGAGGAUUAUUCUAGAAUCCAUGUGUAGGGCCAUCUAGAAAGGAAAGCUUGAUUCAGGGAGACCAAAUAGAAAGUUCUAGCAAAAUCUAGAAGCAAAGUGAAAAGGGGCUGAAUCAGAACAGGUGUGAUAGGAAUGGAAAGAGAAUCCUAUGAGCACUUCAAAGAAAAGGACAGGAUUUGGUGACUGACUAGAGAGUUGGGGAAGUGGUGUACAGGAAUGAGAAAAACUCAAAUAUGACUCCAGAAUUUUUGUCCUGGAUGAUUGGGAGAAUGAUGGUGGCAGAACACACAGAUGGAUAUCCAGCAGUCAGGAAGGAGAACCAGUGUGAGGAAGCCGAGUUCAGUUUCAGGCAUCUUUUGUUGGUGAGCAUAAAGCUAUCAGAAGUUUCUGGUUGAGUGGAAAUGUCCACCAGGCAGAUGGGCACGCAACUUAAGUGUUUUGACUUAAUU